Molecule: messenger RNA, 846 nt
Organism: Nannochloropsis gaditana CCMP526
Gene: PEX14
Product: peroxin-14
Exons: 1
Biological process (GO): protein import into peroxisome matrix, docking
Cellular component (GO): peroxisomal membrane; peroxisomal importomer complex
Molecular function (GO): signaling receptor binding
Source: RefSeq, a predicted model, not a curated record
AUGGACUCGGACUCCAUGCCAGCUACCUCGGCUGCAAAGCCUUCUGGUACGACGCCGCUUCGUGAAGACUUUAUCACGAACGGCGUUUCGUUCUUACGACAUCCCAACGUCCAACAAGCACCGCUCUCUCAACGCAUCACCUUUUUGGAGAAAAAGGGGUUGACGCAGGAGGAAAUCACGGAAGCUUUUACAAGAGCCAAGAAUGGCUUGGAAAGCAGCCUUCCAUUCCACAGCUCCAGCACGCCUGCUAACAACACUAGCACCACCCCUCCCACCCAUUUUUCUCCCCCUCCUCCGACGCCUUACGCCGCGACGGAACCCCUUCCAUCUCCGCCCGAGCCUGUGGGAAUGUGGAACCAAGGCUUCGGAUACACGGUGCCUGGCGCGGUGGUAGCCGGGCUGGCUAUUGGGGCAGGCAUUACCCAUUUGUAUCGGUACCGACACCACCAAGAGCUCAUGCAGCAAGCACAGGAGGAGCAACGGCGCCAAGAAGCGGACGCGGACGCGGACGCAGCGGCACGACAAGCACAGGAAUCUCUGGAAAGAGAUGAGGGGGGGGGAGGAGACGUGCGGGCCGUGCGCUUCCAGGAGUCGGAGUAUCUCGUGGCUAGAGGGGACGCACAUUCCCUGCCCCCCGCUUCUUCCCUGCAGGCCAUCGCGGAGGCCAUUCAAGCCCAAGCUCAAGCUCUCACCGCCUUGGCUGAAGCCUCAGAGCGGAACCGGCAGGAUUUCCAUUCCCUUCUGAGCGGCCACCUGGCAAGCCAAAGCACCGAGCUCAGGUCGGAACUCACGACGCUCAAGCAAAUGCUUCUCUUGUCCGCGGGCGCGCCGGCGGCGGCAGCGGCC